Molecule: messenger RNA, 1084 nt
Organism: Pelodiscus sinensis (Chinese soft-shelled turtle)
Lineage: Eukaryota; Metazoa; Chordata; Testudines; Trionychidae
Source: RefSeq, a predicted model, not a curated record
AUGCAUGGCCCCUGCAGACAGUGCAAGGGCAGGGCAGGCAGGGAGAAACUGCCUGAGAAACAUGCUGGACUACUGGCUGAGAGUCAUCUAGUUCUUUCCAAACAUUUUUUUCUCCGAGCCUCACCAUUCUACUCAGCAUUCUGCGGUGGGUCCUGUCAGCACCCUGUAUCCCCCACUGCUUUUCCAAGAGAGGAAAGCAUUCUGCCACUGUUGACCCAGGACUCCAACUCUAAAGCCCGGAGAGGAAUUUUAAGAAGAGCUGUCUUUUCUGAAGACCAGAGAAGAGCUUUGGAGAAGAUGUUUCAGAAACAAAAAUAUAUCAGCAAAACAGACAGAAAGAAACUCGCAAAUAACCUGGGUCUGAAAGAGUCACAGGUGAAAAUUUGGUUUCAGAACCGAAGGAUGAAAUGGCGUAACUCCAAAGAAAAAGAAGUGCUUUCAAACAGGUGCCUCCAAGAAGAGGGUCUUCAAGAGAACUACCUCUCAAGAGCCACUCUGAAUUUUAGCUCCCCAUGCCCUUCUGUGUGGGAAAUGUCUCAACAGCAGGCAAGUCCAAGAUGGAGGGAGAGUUCUCCAGAACCUUCAGAAAGACUGAAUAAUAGAAAUAGUGUGCAGCCACCUCAAAGAGCAGAUUCAUUUCAGGGCACAUUGUAUUUGUAUCCUGAACAUGACGAUGGAGACAAGACAGUUGCAUCAUCAGUAUAAAGGAAUGAUGGAGUUCUGCAAAUUGAUCCAAUAACAGACUUUAAAUGGUUGGUCUUUUAAAACUAACAGCGUUCAACAUUGAAAAGCUAACUAGUUUAUACCUCAUCAGUUACUAAAAUCUAACACCAUUACAAUGACAAACAAUUAAUGCUGCAAGAAAUAUUCUUUAAUAUUCAAUUUAUUCUCAUGUUUUUUCUGGUCUUAUAUGGAACAUAAAAGUAAAUUAGGAAGGAAUGGUAAGUAAAAGGAAACGAAGACUAUGAAACUGACAUUUUGCUUCGAUUUUCAUACUGUGCUGUAUACACAUAUUCAUUAAAGCACAUUGAUACCAUACUUUUUUUCUUAUUGUAGUCAGACUCAUUAAGUUUUUCCCCCCCCC